AUCUGGCGGCCGAUAACGGCAACUUUCUUCUUCCCAGUGGGACCUGGAACGGGAUUUCUCUACUUGGUGAAUUUGUAUUUCUUGUAUCAAUAUUCCUCACGACUAGAAACAGGGGCUUUUGAUGGAAGGCCAGCAGAUUACAUGUUCAUGCUCCUGUUUAACUGGAUCUGCAUUGUUAUAACUGGCUUGGUGAUGGACAUGCAGUUGCUGAUGAUUCCACUCAUCAUGUCAGUACUUUAUGUGUGGGCCCAGCUGAACAGAGACAUGAUUGUGUCAUUUUGGUUUGGAACAAGAUUUAAGGCCUGUUACCUUCCAUGGGUUAUUCUGGGAUUCAACUACAUCAUUGGUGGAUCAGUCAUCAAUGAGCUGAUAGGAAAUCUGGUUGGACACCUGUAUUUCUUCUUAAUGUUUAAAUAUCCAAUGGAUUUGGGAGGAAGGAAUUUUCUGUCCACACCUCAGUUCCUUUACCGCUGGCUGCCAAACAGGAGGGGAGGAGUGUCGGGCUUUGGUGUCCCUCCUGCCAGCAUGAGAAGGGCUGCAGAGGAUCAGCAGGGUGGUGGAAGACACAACUGGGGCCAAGGUUUCCGGCUAGGGGACCAGUGAGGAGCUCCUGCCCUUGGAAAUCAGCAACUCUUCGGUGUCAAUUGGACGUGGAACCGACCGCUCCUCUGCAGAGCGUGCUUAAGAACUGAGCUCUCUGCAGUACUCUUGGAUUCAACUGAUUAGAAAGAAUGUUUCUGGUUCAAGAGCAAAUUAAAAAGUCCAGAAGGAAAACAUGUAGAUCUUGCUCCAGGUUAGCCAGUAGUGUCCAGUGUGAUUCUGCCAUUAAAAAUAAGCCUUCUUUAUACAGUAUUGUCUGUCACAACAGGAUCCAUUGGCUGUCCCGUACCAUGAUGUGAUGGAACAAGCCAGUGGUAUUCUAUCUUGCCUGGUAUGUUAAAAGCUUUGUUGACCACAGUAAAGUAAGAAUCUAGUGUGAGGCAGAUGUCUCAAACAAGCCCCCAAGUUUAGGAAGCUGACUUUUUCCAUAGCUGUGCUUAAGUCCCAGGGUCUUUGGAGACAUUAUUUAAAUGAUAUCUCUCUGAUGCAUUCAUAAAGCAAAUUGCAAAUGUUUCAUUUCUGUUAUUAAGCUGUGUUCUGAGCAGAGCUGUUUCUUGCCAUGCAGCAUUUGUCCUACCUGCUACAUCAUGGGCUGGGCAAGGCUAAGGGUUAGAGGGCUUUUGUUUGAAAUGGCAAUAACAGAUACUCACAGAAUUGAAAUCUCCAAACUCUUCGUGGCAUGUUACAAAGCUUGUUCUGGUCAAACUGAAGUCUGGUAUGUUUUUUCAACCCCCUCCAAAUCUGUGAAUUCUUGGCUUCAAGGUUUCUCUUUUGAUUGCCAAAUUGGGUAGCAUAAAUACUGCUUAAACUAGAAAAUGUAACAUUGUUGUGGUUAAGGGCACCGACUGCAGCAUUGUUUAACAGAAUCUUCAGCUUUAUCUUAAAAGCUUUAAGAUGUCUAGGAAUAAAAGCUGGAAAUAAUCAUUUGCAGGGUGAAGAUACAAUAUAACAGGUUACUGCAGGACUGUGUCAAAUAAGAAAUUGCAUACACUGUUUAUUAGCAUCUGUACUAUUUUUGUUAAAAACGUUUGACAUGGAAAAGGGAAUGAUUCUGUACAGUAGUUUUCCUUGCACUGGGUUCCCAUGGGCAGAGCAUGUGGCUAAGAUCCAGGAAGCUGUAAUGCCAGCUUGUUACUGACUCACUGCAUGCUCUUCGCAAACUUCUUACUUAUCUCAGUUUUCCCAGCAGUAAGGAGGACUCGUGCAUGUCUCACAGCAUUCUUACAAGACAGCUGUCCCUGACUCCGUAGCUGGGAGCUGCUAGUGAGCAAGUAAGGCUUAGGUUUACAUAAAUAAAUCCAACACUUAGCUAGGAACACAGUUACUCUAACCUUAACCAAGACUAAGUCAGAAUGUAGUUGCUCACUUUUUGUUCUGUAGUCAGAGGAGGAAAAGCAUUGUCACUAGGAUGAAAUUUCAAGUCUGAUGAAUUGUCCUUUAGCAUUUGUCUAUUUUUUUACUGGGUAAGUGGGGCACAGAAAGCUGUUCUGCCCCAACUUGGGUAUCUCAGGUAAUUCUAAGUAGGUGAAAUGAAUCUGGGCUGAUACAUUUUUAUUACUACUUUGUUUCUUCACUAAACUUGGGUUCUGAAGGUGUAAAAACUUGUAAAUACUAAGUGAUGCAAAGGUGAGUGGAAAAUAAGCAGUUAGACUGGAAAUUAAAAA
Molecule: messenger RNA, 2264 nt
Organism: Zonotrichia albicollis (white-throated sparrow)
Lineage: Eukaryota; Metazoa; Chordata; Aves; Passeriformes; Passerellidae
Source: RefSeq, a predicted model, not a curated record